Messenger RNA from Myotis lucifugus (little brown bat), 2408 nucleotides. RefSeq names its product CD86 molecule (gene CD86). Bases 13 to 1146 code for a protein of 377 amino acids. Gene Ontology annotation, cellular component: external side of plasma membrane. NCBI's taxonomy places the organism in Eukaryota, Metazoa, Chordata, Mammalia, Chiroptera, Vespertilionidae. The record is from RefSeq and is a predicted model, not a curated record. Gene Ontology annotation, biological process: T cell costimulation; cellular response to lipopolysaccharide; immune response. The transcript is spliced from 9 exons.
CAUUUUUUCUUGAUGCCUUGCUUCUGUGUUCCUUGGGAAUGCCACUGGGCUUAUACAUCUGGUCUCUGGGAGCUACGGUGGAUGGGCAUUUGUGACAGCACUAUGGGACUGAGUACCACUCUCUUUGUGAUGGCCCUCCUGCUCUCUGGUGCUGCUUCCAUGAAGAGUCAGGCAUAUUUCAACAAAAUUGGAGACCUUCCAUGUCACUUUACAAACCCUGAAAACAUAAGCCUGGAUGAGCUGGUAGUAUUUUGGCAGAACCAGGAUAAGUUGGUUCUUUAUGAACUAUUCAGAGGCAAAGAGAAUCUUCAAAGUGUUGAUGCCAACUACAAGGACCGCACAAGCUUGGACCAGGAUAAUUGGACCCUGCGACUCCACAAUAUUCAGAUCAAGGACAAGAGAUUGUAUCAAUGUUUCAUCUAUCAUCGCAAAAACCUCCAGGGAAUGAAUCUCAUCCACCAAAAUGAUAUCGACCUAUCAGUGCUUGCUAACUUCAGUCAACCUGAAAUAAUGCUAAUUUCUAAUAGAACAGAAAAUUCCUACAUAAAUGUGACCUGCUCAUCUGUACAAGGUUACCCAGAACCUGCGAAGAUGUAUUUUCAGCUAAAAACCAUGAAUUCAACAUCUGAGUAUGAUGCUGUCAUGGAAAUAAUUCAAGAUAAUAUCACAGGACUGUACAAUGUUUCUAUCAGCUCGUCUUUACCGGUGUUUCCAGAAACAAAUGUGAGCAUCUUCUGUGUCCUGCAACCUGAGCCAACACAGACAGAGCUUUUCUCCCAACCUUACAGUAUAGAUGCAAAGCCACCUCAGCCACUCCUGCCUGUCCCAGACAAUGUCCUCCUGACUGCUCUACCUGUACUGCUGCUCGUUGUGUGUGCGAUGGUAGUGUUCUUUAUAACACUCAAGAAAAGGAAGAAGAAACCUGUCCCCUCUCAUGAAUGUGAAGUCAUCAGAGUGGAAGGGGAAGAGAGUGAACAGGCCAAGGAAAGAGUAGAAAACCGUGUACCCGAAAGAUCUAAUGAAGCCCAGUGUAUUCUCAACAUUUCAAAGACAGACUCAGAUUUGGGGGCAGUGAUGCAAUCAAAGGAGAUUUCCAGUGGCAUCAGGGAAGAGAAACAUGAGUGUGGUACCCAGGAACCCUUUUGAGUUCACUGUCUUUCCCACCAUUUCCGGGGCUGUCUGUUAAAGAAGACUUACCAGAUCCCAAUUCAAAGAUUCCUGUUCAUUACAGUCUAGAGCCUGGUGCUGGUAUUCCAGAAGCAUCAUGAGAGGAAGACAGCCCAUGAGCCCCAUUAGAAAGGACCUUUCCAAGUGCUACUGCUACAAAACUGAGCUGUGGAUGUGCAUCAGGCUCUACCUGACAUCUGGUCCUGUAUAGACGCUGGAGACCUCCAAAUCAAACUGAUGAGGAAGAGAAGGAGCUGACAUCAAUUAGAGUGCUUCUGUUCAAGACAAAGGGUCAAGACUUCCCACUUCAAUAAAUUUGGAACAUUUUCGCCUUCUUUUACUUUCCUUUACUCCAGCAUUGGCCUGGAAAGCUAACCAUCAUGCAUCUCGCAGGCCAUUACUAAGAGGAUGACCUUUCAGAUUGCUGGAUUGUUAUCAAAGAUUCCAAUUUAUACAUAAUUAACAAGCUAAGAUUUUCCUCCACCUAUUAAGAGUCCUCAACAGCAGCACCCAUUUUUACAAGGCAUGUAGGAUGACUCUUUGUUUCAGGCUAGGAGAUUCUCUUCCCAUAUGCAUUAAAAAUCUAACUGACCCCUGGUUUGAACAGGUAUAUGCAGAAAUUCCUGAAAAAUGAGUCUACUCACAGUUCUGCCAUAGCACACAGCCAGGCAAUGCCUCUUAGAUUAUCUAACUGUAACCCUAACUUCACAAAUGAACUGGGAUCCCUCAUUGGUCAACUUCUCUGAAUCUACAUUGUUGAGUUAGAAAGUACUUACAGGAGGCUUCACUUUAAAUUUUAAAAGGACCUUUGGCAGGUCCCUACUUCCCUGGUUUAGGAAUAAAUACAAAUGAGGCAGAAAUCUGCUGUGAAAGCAGUAGCUACCCCUCACCCUCCAUCCCAAUCUUUACAUUCUCUAGCCAAAGUUGUUCUUGAUAAUAGAAUAACCUUCUAUUAUAUUUUUGCUGAGCAAGGAGGUGUCUGCUGUGGCCAACACUACCUGCUGUACCUGGUUCAGCACUCCUGGGAAGUGUAAAUGCGUGUUCACAGCUGCUAACUACUCACCAAAUGACCUCCCUAGGACUGGAGUACCUGAGAGGGAAGAGAAAGUGACAGUCUUGAAAGCUGUGGGCCAGGGGUCACAGCCUGUGAGAGUUCCAAGAUUCAGCACCAUGUCAUGACCUAGGAAUACCACACAAAGCAUCAGCAAAAGCUGCAAGAACUAGAGAGUGGUAGCUGAGAG